Mauremys reevesii (Reeves's turtle) is the source of this 879-nucleotide messenger RNA. Its product is annotated as maestro heat-like repeat-containing protein family member 7. The record is from RefSeq and is a predicted model, not a curated record. Bases 28 to 879 code for a protein of 283 amino acids. Gene Ontology annotation, cellular component: cytoplasm. Lineage: Eukaryota; Metazoa; Chordata; Testudines; Geoemydidae. The transcript has 7 exons.
GGGGCCCAGUUUGCUGGGCAGGAAGAAAUGGGAGGAGCGGGAGGUAGUGGGGGAUCCUGCUGGCCAUGUGGGGCACUGGCUGUGUCAUCUCCUCACUGGGAGGUGUCAGCAGGGCCCGAAUCCCUCAUGCUCCUUUGUCUCCUUCGCGUCUCACAGGAGCUCAUUGAGGAGCUUCCUAAAGACUCUCCACCCAGCGAGAUCCUCGCCAGCUGCCUGGCUGCUGUGGGCAACCUCAGCACCAUGAAACCAGCCCUUGAGCCUGAGCUAGAGUCCCGCCUCUUGCGAGCUGCCCUUGGCUCGGUCUUCACCCUGGGCACGGAGACGGGCGCCACCGACAUCCAGGCGCUACACAAAGUCAUGCCAGAGCUCCUGGAUGCUGUGCUGGGGAACCUGCUGGCAGAGUCCCCAGACGCAGGCAGGCUCCACGUCAUCUUGGAGCAUGUCAACCGCUGGAUCGUGUCCAGGGUGCCCCAGGAGAGAGCCAGGGCCAUUAAGAGCAGCACAGCCCUGCUGAGAUUUGCAGUCACCCUCCCCGAGUUUGACAUCUCAGCAGAGUUCCCUAGGCUGGGUCAGCACGUGGCCCAGCUGGCUCUCUUUGUGAGUUACCCAGACCAGGACAUCAGCCGGCAGGUCUUUGGAAAAUUCUUCUCUGCGGGGCAGAGGAAAUGCUUCCUCAAGACAGCCGUGCCAGCGAUCUACAACCCCCUGCUGUGCAUUAGCCAGGCUGGGCUUCUCCUCACGUACGCCAUCCUGGGGGAAGCCGAGCAACUGCUGGGGUACACGCUGGAGGACACCACCGCCAUGGUGAUGGGUCAGCUCCACAGCAUCCGGCAGCUGCACCAGGUGCCUGAGGUGCUGCAAGGGCUGAGCCUCACCUGA